This is a messenger RNA of Sardina pilchardus (European sardine), 3933 nucleotides long. It is a transcript of the gene mavs, whose product is annotated as mitochondrial antiviral signaling protein. The record is from RefSeq and is a predicted model, not a curated record. The transcript has 10 exons. Bases 141 to 3704 code for a protein of 1187 amino acids. Lineage: Eukaryota; Metazoa; Chordata; Actinopteri; Clupeiformes; Clupeidae.
UGAGUAGGUGUCUUCAGAUGAUGAAAGACAAGCUUGUGGCCUUGUGGCAGAAGCUUCCGGGCGUGUCUUCGGGCUUGGACUCUGAACUACUGGCAGCCAUAUUGGACACCUUGGAGGUGCACAGCUGACAGGGAGCAACCAUGCCGUACGCUAGUGAUAAACUCUACAAGGAAUAUGUGCGGAGGAAUAUGGCUCGCUUCGCAACCGAGGUGAAAGUGAGAGAGAUCCUACCUCACCUGCCCUGCAUGACACAAAGCGACAGGGAGGAAGUGGAGGCGAAGCGGGAAAUGACGGGGAACUACAACGCCAUUCAGCUGCUGAUUGAUAACCUGAAGCGGCGGGAGAACUGGCCUGAUGAGUUCAUCAGUGCUCUAGAGGCGUGUGAGCACCCUAAACUCGCCCAGGAGAUGAGGGACGCUUACGAGGCCCUGAAACAACCCGAAGUGACGCCUCAGGCAGCUGGUGUCUCGGACAGCUCAGGAGCCGUAACCACGGCACACGUUCACCCUCCUCCUCCAGCAGUCAGUGAGCCGGCCCAGCCGCCGGUCCCCACACCCUCUCCUAGCGUGACCGCUGCUGAACCCGCCGCCGAGCCCACCGCUGAACCCACCGCUGAACCCGCCGCUGAACCCACCGCCGAGCCCACCGCUGAACCCGCCGCUCCUGCCCCAGUGUCCAGCCCCGAGGCUCUGGUCACCCCCGACGUCACCAGCGAGCCAGAUCCAUCGCCCGUCAUGGUUGUAGAAGCAGCGCCGACUUUCGGAAGCAUUCCACCCACUAUCCCUGAGGUUCCAGAGGAUCUCCCGACAGAGGAAGCCCAGACUCCUGACUCUGAGCUUGACAUCCCUGACGGUCCCACGCACACGCACACGCACGCACACGCUCCUCCCGUGGAGCUCUCGGAGUCCAGCAUGCCUCCGGAUCUACAGCCCCCUGCCGAAGAGACGGCUCCGGAGUCCCCAGAGGAAGCGAGAGCUCCCGUUCAAGAGACGAGCGCCCCCGACAGCACAGUGCACCCGCUCCUGCAAGAACCACAGGAGACAUCGGAUCCCACCAUGCAGGUCAGCACAGAGCAGUGGCCGGCAGAAGUGACUGAAGUUGAGGAAGUCCAGCCUCCACCACCUGACAUGCCCAACAUCACGCCACCUGCCCCUGCCCCUGCCCCUGCCCCUGCCCCUGCCCCUGCCCCUGCCCCUUCCCCUGCUCCGGUCUCUGCCCCUGUGGUUGCCAUGAUACACCAGCCCCCUCCCUCACUAUUACUGGACAGCAAGCCUGAGGUUCUUCAAAGUGUGGUCGAAGAUUCACAGGCCUCAGAGACUCAACCUCCUGAGCCUUGCUCGUUUACGACGGAUGAUAUGGAGUUGAGCACACCUGCUAGCGCCCAAGAGCCAGUGACUGUCAAAGAAAAUGGCAGUCCUUCCCAUCAGCCAAAUGGCCUCUUAGAUGACCAAGUCCCCUCUCCCCCUCACACCCCGACGUCCUUGUGUGCCACUUCCUCGAGUCCCCAGGAGCAAAGCACAGUGGUACAUGUAGUCCAUGUCUCUCAGGACCCGUCGAUCCAGAAUCAAGAUGGGCAAGAGGACACAGCCAUGGUUAACCACAGUGACACGCAAAGUGAGGCAAGUCUGACAGAGCCAACCGGUAACCACCAUAAUCUCACCCCGAGCACUGUGGGAAAUGAAGUCCACUUGAGCCCAGUGAAAGAGGAGGCCUCGGCCACAGAGGAUACCAGCUGCACAAAGACUGAGGUCAUCCUCGAGGCGAGAGACAAGGAGGCGCAAGAAAAAGAGAACAAUCACCAAGAGGACGGAGAGAGCAACGAAGAAGAACAAAGAGAAAAUCCCUUAGCAGGCCUCUUGCCGGCCCUUCAAAAUGUCCCUCUCAUUCCAGCCGCUGCCGCCGUUGGGGUCUGUGCACUGGUCUUUGCUUGGAAACUCCGCAACAUGACUUUCGCCAGCGAUAAACUCAAGAAUGGCUUCAUCCGUCGGAAUAGGUCACGUAUUACCAAUGAGGUGAAGGCACUGGAAAUACUGCUGCACUUGCCCUGUCUGACCACAACGGACACGGAAGAAGUGCAAGCGGCAUAUGCAAGAAUGGGGAACACGUAUGCCAUGUCACAGCUGCUGGAUAACCUGACGCGGCGGGAGAACUGGGCCGAGGAGUUCAUCAGUGCUCUGGAGGCGUGUGAGCACCCUACACUCGCCCAGGACAUGAGCGAGGCUUACGAGGCCAUGAAACUACCCAAACUGAGGCAAAAACCUGUGGCGCCAUCUGGUGGACCAACAUCUGCACAAAUCCUUUCCUCUUCAAGUAUUGCUGCCCAUCCACCAGUCAAUCCAUCAGCCCCCUCAUUCCCACCCCAGCAGGCUGCCCAAUAUGCCCCCUUUCCCCCAGAUUCCGCCCCCCUCCCCACACUAUCUGAAAGGUCUGCACUCCCUCCCAGCAGGACCCCAGAGCCUCCACACCAUCCUAAGGUGCCUCCUGAGUCUCUCUUCUACCUGAACACCAGUAACCAGCCAGCUUUCCAUCCCAGUAUGGCUGCCAGUACUGCAUCCGCCCCUAGUUUGGUACCAGUGCCACCUGUAAACAACCCAUCAGCUGCACCUGUGGCACAGGUCGUCCAGUCAGAAGGAGCCCAUACUCAACGCCUUGUUGUUACACCUGAGCCUGACAUCACAAAUGCCCCCAGGAGUGGGGUGACUCCCGCAGAAAUCUCCGAGCCCCCCAGCUUGCCACCAGAUCCACAGGCCCCCUUUUACACGUACAGUCCAGUGAACCCCCAGUCGACCAAGUUCCCCAUUCAGGAAAGCAGCUCCCCCAGCUGCAAAGUGAACCCACUCCAGCAAAGAUCAGAACACACCUCAAAUCCAUCAGUGCACCAGGUCAGCAGCACACACCAGCAUCCCACAGCAUCAUAUGAAGACCGUGAGGUCCGACGUCCACCACAUGGCACAAAGAACAUCACCCCUCCUGCUCCCGCUCCGGUCUCUGCACCUGUGGUUGCCAUGACACCCCGGCCAUUUCCCACACCGGUUGAAAGUGAUCUGGAGGACGAGUUCUUCAGCAAGCCUGGAGUUCUAAGUGUAGCAGACGAACCUUGUUCUCGUAGAACUCCAGACGAACGUAUAGCAGCAGAUCAGCCUUGUUCUCAGACCACCGACGACCUCGAAAUAAGUGCAGCUGCACCUGUCUUGCAGUCAGAUCAGGUACCUAAUUUUACUGACGCUAACCACGGCCAAGGAUCAGUUCAUAUCCAUAACAGUGGUAGUCCCAGCUGCCAGUCAGAUGGUCUUGUGGAUGACCUCGUCCUCUCGGACCAAGGAACAGAGGCGCAUGUAAUCCACUUUUCUCAGGAGCCAUCAAUCCAGAAUUAUGACGGCCAGAUUCCAAGCCGUUUGGUAAACAAAGUCUCCAGCCAAGAGAAGUCUGUGAUGAACCAGCAGCUUAACGCAAACCAACAUAGCCGCGCACAGAGCAUUCUGGGAAAUGGAGUUCAUUUGAGAUGUGGCACAAAGACUGAAGGCAUUACUGAGAAAAUGGGGAACGAAUCACAAGGAGAAGAGAGCAGACAUCAGGAGAAAGGAGCGCUGAGAAACGUCAGUGCAAGUCUCAUAUCACCCUUACAGAAUGUUCCUCUCAUUCCAGCAGCAGCUGUAGCUGUGGGGAUCAGUGUAAUUAUCGCUGUUUGGAAACUCUACAAAUGAAUGGCACUUGUGAUGCAGCUGGCCUCAUGGAACCCCAUCCAGUCCUUAUGACAAUCGUAUUUAAUCACUUGGAUUGAGAGAGUAUUUCUUCAGCAAAUCCACACCACCUUGAUGUUGCUCAUCCAUGUCCUUCUGAGAGCCCCUGAAAUUUGUCAACAAGCUUUCAUAUUCAAUGUUAAACAUCUCAAGUGAAUGGGGACGUGUACGUAAAAUAAAAUUCAUCAUUGUA